ACCAAGAAUUUUACUUCCUUCAAGGUAAUUUUACGUCCAUUUCCGGAAGUUAUAAGAAAGAAAUAAAAACAAUUUCAAAGAUUGUUAAAAUGUGAGCGUCGGUGAGAUAAUUUGAGAAGGGUUUUAGUACAAUCAAGAUGGCCGAAGCUUUGGUCAGGCCUAAGACAAUCAUUGCCAAUAGCCAGGUCAUCCGAGAAACAAAAAGUGGCUCUGCUGCUAAAGGUAAAGAAAUUAGGAAAAGCAAAGCAGCACUGGAAGAGAAAGGCACAAUUCUUGUGAGACAGCCACUACCAAAAUACAACUUCCAAACACAAACAAGAAAACCAGUGGAAAGCAGCAAAGGGGAGACAAAAUAUGUUCAACCUGUAGCAAAUGUUGAGCCUUACCCCAGAGAAAGCUCUUCAGAAAAUGGAGGUAAACUUGUAUACAAAGUAAGUCCCCUGAAGACAGGGGAUAUGGACAUGUCUAAUAAAAGUGGAGAUGGAAAGGAAGGCAUUUUAGUGAGGAAAGCUCCUGAGUUGGUGGAGGAUAAUGGCAGAGAUAAUGCUGAAGAAGCAGGAGGAAGACUAGAAUCUGAAGAGAUUAAAAAACUCAGGGAAGAAAAUGCAGCUUUAAGGAAGCAAAUGGACACCCAGAUUGCCAGCCUGACGAAACAGCUUGAUGUACAGCUUCAGAUUAACACAGAGCUUAAGAAGCUGUUGGUGGCAUCAGUAGGGGAUGACCUGCAUUUCACAAUGGAGCAUCUUGUCAGAGACAAAGCUCAGCUCUCCAAGGAACUUGGUCAUUUCUCCAAGAAGCUGUCAGAUGACUAUGAACAUAUGGAUAAAAUCUCAAUCCAGGCAGACAUGUGGCGCAGCAAGUUUUUAGCGAGUCGAGUUAUGAUUGAUGAACUGGCUGCAGAUAAAGCUUACUUUGCAAUGCUCUGUCAGGAAUCCCAGCAUGCAUUGCAACAGUUGCUAAAUGAUAGGCAUGAACUGCGGAGAAAUCUCUUCGAGACGUACAAGAGUUUAGAACAAAUCAGAUCUGCUUUUGACCCACUAACUGCCAAGAAAACCCCAAAGGUACCCUCCACAAAUGCCUUGGACCUGGCUCGUAUGAACCAGAGACUGGCAGAGAAUAUUCGAUAUCGACUACUGCCCCAUGACACUGUGAUUCAGAUGGAGCCUACCCCACCAUGGGAAGACAAUCUCACCCUGGCAGAAUCAUAUGCCCACCAGCUGUUGUCUAGGGAAACAGAAAAAGAAACCAAUCAAAUGACCUUGACCUCAGCUGUUGCCAGUCGUUACCAUCCAUAUGCCAAGUUUGACAAUCUGACCUUCAACUGCUGUGAAAAAUGCAAAGGAGAAUUAACUUCUGUCUGACUGUAAGCAUUUUGAAUGAUUUAAGAUCUUCUUCUUAUAAAGUAGGCUCUAAUCAGACAAAGGUAUGGAUUCUUUUUUUUAAUAUAUCAAAUUUAUACAACUACUAUAUUGAAUCUAGGAAAGGACUUGACAUCUAUAUAUUUUUUGUGUUUUUAAAACGUGUACAAUAUAUUUCU
Molecule: messenger RNA, 1537 nt
Organism: Saccostrea echinata
Lineage: Eukaryota; Metazoa; Mollusca; Bivalvia; Ostreida; Ostreidae
Product: golgin-45-like
Exons: 7
Coding region: 138-1361 (407 amino acids)
Biological process (GO): Golgi organization; Golgi to plasma membrane protein transport
Cellular component (GO): Golgi membrane
Source: RefSeq, a predicted model, not a curated record